Molecule: messenger RNA, 1892 nt
Organism: Tarenaya hassleriana
Lineage: Eukaryota; Viridiplantae; Streptophyta; Magnoliopsida; Brassicales; Cleomaceae
Product: serine/threonine-protein kinase HT1-like
Exons: 7
Coding region: 386-1540 (384 amino acids)
Biological process (GO): protein phosphorylation
Cellular component (GO): plasma membrane
Molecular function (GO): ATP binding; protein kinase activity
Source: RefSeq, a predicted model, not a curated record
UCUCUCAUCUCAUCUCUUUCUUCCACUUUCUCUCGAUUCUUCUCCUUUCCUCUAUUUCUCCCACCACUCAUAACCACUGUACUUUCUCUUCCUUUCCGCGUAUAAGAAAAAAACCCUAGCUUGUUCCCCAAUUCUUCGCUUCGGCUGCUUCCUCUCUUCCUUUCCGCUCUGCCCUUUCCAAUUCGUCAUCUGGGCAUCCAUCUCCUGUUCGAUUCGGGUUUUUUGCUCCUGGGGUUUUCCAAAUUUACGAUCUUUUUCUCUUUUUGACUUCCGUUUAACCAUUGGUUCCCUAUUAUUCAGAUACAAGUAGCGCGGAAUUUAACUAUCCAAUUUUCUCCGACAUAAACCACAAAGAAGAAGAAGAAUUGAGAGAAAAAGAGAAAAGAUGGCGUCUGGCGGCGGAGAGGCGGAGAAAGUAGGAGAAAUCGGGUCCGAGCCGAAACCGAAAGCGUCGGAUUUAAGGAACAAGAGCGCCGGAGAACAAUACUUCAGGGCGGAUACGCUGGAUUUCAAGAAGUGGGAUUUGCAGUUGGAGCAGCAGCACCAGACCUCCGGCGUCGCCUGGUCCGAUGAGAAGGAACCCUCAGCGCCCGGGACGCAAGAAUGGGAGAUUGACUUGUCCAAGCUCCACAUUAAGCACGUCCUCGCUCACGGCACUUAUGGCACCGUCUAUCGCGGUGUCUACGACGGCCGAGACGUCGCAGUGAAGGUGUUGGACUGGGGAGAGGACGGUUUCGCCACGGCUGCUGAAACUGCCGCCCUCAGGGCCUCAUUCAAACAAGAAGUUGCUGUUUGGCAUAAGCUUGACCAUCCCAAUGUCACAAAGUUCAUCGGAGCUUCAAUGGGAACCUCCAAUCUGAAGAUCCCUUCUAGCGGCCGCGAGCAUCCGCUUCCAUCGAGGGCCUGUUGUGUUGUUGUGGAAUAUGUCCCCGGUGGCACGUUGAAGAAGUUCUUGAUCAGGAACUACAGGAAGAAACUCCCCAUCAAAGUUUUGAUGCAGCUUGCUCUGGAUCUUGCUAGAGGCCUGAGUUAUCUUCAUUCCAAAAAGAUCGUACAUAGGGACGUGAAGACGGAGAACAUGUUGUUAGAUACCAACAGGACACUGAAGAUUGCUGAUUUUGGCGUUGCUCGAGUUGAAGCUCAGAAUCCCAAAGACAUGACCGGAGAAACUGGAACCCUCGGGUACAUGGCCCCAGAAGUGCUGGACGGGAAGCCUUACAACAGGAAAUGCGAUGUAUACAGCUUUGGGAUAUGCAUGUGGGAAAUAUACUGUUGUGACAUGCCAUUCGCUGACUGGAGCUUUGCGGAGCUUUCUCACGCGGUUGUUCAUCAGAAUGUGAGACCGGAGAUUCCAAGGUGUUGUCCGAAUGCGGUGGGGAGCAUAAUGAAGAAAUGCUGGGACCCGAGUCCAGACAAGCGGCCGGAGAUGGAGGAGGUGGUGGGGCUCCUUGAGGCGGUGGACACCAGCAAAGGGGGCGGCAUGAUACCUCCCGACCAGUUUCAUGGCUGUGCCUGUUUCUUCAAGCCUCGUGGCCCCUGAUCCAGAUUCAUCGCCUGCUUUGAUAUAUUGGUAACAGGUUUUGUGCUUUUCUUUUCAACAAGAGAGUUGGAGCAAAAAUGCCUCUACGGUGUAAUGCCGUCUUCUUUCUAGCUCCUCAGAUCUCGCUUCCUGUCUGUGCGUAAUGCCGAAGCCGUGGGCUUUUCACUCCUUCAUCCCUCUGUCUCAGAAAGCGGACUAUGAUCGGUAUGUCAACAAGUGCAGGGGUGUUGUUUAGAUAAUAUUGUUAGGCCCCUCUCUAGUCUUCCCUUCCCACCAUAUGAUAUGUGUACAACUCUUUGUUCUUGUUUUUUUUUUGUUUCAUUAAAUGGAAAUAUAGAGCAGAAUAAUCUCA